This is a messenger RNA of Penicillium verhagenii, 1485 nucleotides long. RefSeq names its product glycoside hydrolase family 15 protein. The coding region runs from base 1 to 1485 and encodes 494 amino acids. The record is from RefSeq and is a predicted model, not a curated record. Gene Ontology annotation, cellular component: fungal-type vacuole. The transcript is spliced from 2 exons. Gene Ontology annotation, biological process: polysaccharide metabolic process. NCBI's taxonomy places the organism in Eukaryota, Fungi, Ascomycota, Eurotiomycetes, Eurotiales, Aspergillaceae. Gene Ontology annotation, molecular function: glucan 1,4-alpha-glucosidase activity.
AUGUUGACAUACAAUUUCUUGGCGCUUGCACUGUUGGCGCCAGGCGCCAUCUCAUCAGCACUGCCCCAUGUACGCCGCCAAUCUGACUUGAGUAGCUACAUCCAAUCUGAAGGGUCUAUCGCCCAGCAAGGUGUUCUUAGCAACAUUGGUGCCAACGGGUCGAAGGUUGCGGGCGCCUCAUCGGGGAUUGUGGUGGCAUCGCCUUCCAAAGUGAACCCGAAUUACUUUUACACCUGGACCCGGGAUGCAGCACUGACCUUGAAGGUCCUCAUCGACAGGUUUAUCGCAGGAGACAGCUCUUUGGAAUCUACCAUCCAGCAGUACAUCUCGGCUCAAGCCCAAUUGCAGACUGUCUCCAAUCCAUCGGGUGAUCUGUCCGAUGGUGCAGGACUUGGCGAACCUAAGUUUGAAGUCAACAUUACGGCAUUCACUGGGAACUGGGGUCGCCCCCAGCGCGAUGGACCAGCUCUGCGAGCGACUGCUCUUAUUGCGUAUGGUAACCACCUCAUCUCGGCUGGGAAAGAGUCCGUCGUCACGUCGAACAUCUGGCCCAUCGUGCAGAACGAUCUGAAUUACGUCGCACAGUACUGGAAUCAAACCGGAUUUGAUCUUUGGGAGGAAAUCGAAGGCUCUUCCUUCUUCACGGUCGCUGCCCAGCACCGCGCAUUGGUGGAAGGCAGUGCAUUUGCCCAGUCUCUGGGUCAAUCAUGCACCGGAUGUGACUCCCAAGCCCCUCAGGUUCUCUGCCACCUGCAAGAUUUCUGGAACGGCACCUCGGUGAUCGCGAACCUGGCAAACGACGGACGUUCGGGUCUGGAUGCGAACUCGGUAAUCAGUUCUAUUCAAGCGUUCGACCCUGAAGCCGCAUGCGACGACACGACUUUCCAGCCUUGUUCCGCGCGCGCCUUGUCAAACCAUAAAUUGGUCGUUGACUCUUUCCGAUCAAUCUAUACCAUCAACAGCGGUAAAUCUGCCGGAAGUGCGGUCGCCGUUGGACGCUACCCGGAGGACACUUACCAGGGCGGCAAUCCUUGGUAUUUAGCCACUCUGGCCGCAGCUGAGCAACUAUAUGAUGCUCUCUACCAGUGGAACAAGCAAGGAUCCUUGGUUGUCACCCAGACCAGCCUGCCCUUCUUCCAGGCUCUCGUCUCUUCUGCUGCCACUGGAAAUUAUUCCAGCUCUUCGUCUACUUACUCUUCCCUCACGGGGGCUGUACAGACAUACGCAGAUGGAUUUUUCUCCAUCGUACAGGAGUACACGCCUAGCAAUGGAUCUUUGGCUGAACAGUUCACCCGAGACAAUGGCACCCCGACCUCUGCUGGAGAUCUGACUUGGUCCUAUGCUGCGUUCCUAACUGCUGAAGAUCGUCGCGCUGGCACUGUGCCGAGUUCCUGGGGCGCCUCUAGUGCGAAUCAGGUUCCUUCGCAAUGCCAAGGAAGCUCCGUGACUGGAAGUUACACGACACCUUCCGUUGGUACAUGGUAA